Candidozyma auris is the source of this 936-nucleotide messenger RNA. It is a transcript of the gene GCN3, whose product is annotated as translation initiation factor eIF2B subunit alpha. Gene Ontology annotation, molecular function: guanyl-nucleotide exchange factor activity; translation initiation factor activity. The transcript has a single exon. Gene Ontology annotation, cellular component: eukaryotic translation initiation factor 2B complex. NCBI's taxonomy places the organism in Eukaryota, Fungi, Ascomycota, Pichiomycetes, Serinales, Metschnikowiaceae. Gene Ontology annotation, biological process: translational initiation. Bases 1 to 936 code for a protein of 311 amino acids. The record is from RefSeq and is a predicted model, not a curated record.
AUGACUGAGUCGGAUUUUGACAUCAAGGAGACCUAUCUCAAGUUCUUGGAGGAUGAUCGCGACAUGACUAUGCCCAUAGCGGCCAUUGAGUCGCUUGUGACGAUGCUUCGGGUGAAGCAGCCCUCGACAUCCUCUGAAUUGAUCAAGCUCGUUCAAGCCAACAUCGACACCUUAAAGCUGUCGAUCUCUAACGCCAUUUCGCUUUCUGCGGGGUGUGACUUGUUCAUGCGUUUUGUGAUGCGUAACACAAACUUGUAUUCUGACUGGGAGUCUUGCAAGAAGAAUUUAGUGGAGAAUGGGGAGCUCUUCGUGCAGAGAGCGAAGGAGUCCAGAGAGAAGCUGGCCGAGUUUGGCGUGCCCUUCAUCAAAGAUGACGACACAAUUUUGGUUCACUCAUUCUCUCGUGUUGUGUUUCAGCUUUUACAAAAAGCGAGAUCGGAGAAGUUAUUGCGGUUCAAGGUCAUCGUCACAGAAGCCCGUCCCUCUGAAAAGGGCUACCACAUGGCUAAGCUCCUAAGAGAAGCAGACAUUCCUGUAGAAGUCAUUGUGGACAGUGCUGUGGGCUACGUUCUUCAUAAGAUAGAUAAGGUCCUUGUCGGCGCUGAAGGCGUGGCAGAAAGUGGUGGUAUCAUCAAUCAUAUCGGUUCAUACCAGAUUGGCUGCUUGGCGAAGGCAAAUAAUAAGCCAUUCUACGUGGUUACUGAGUCACAUAAAUUCGUUAGAUUAUUUCCGUUAGCUCCAAACGACUUGCCUCACGGGAUCGCAAGUGCCCUAGAAGAGCACGGCUCUUCAGAAUUAGAAACACUGCAAGGCGUUCUCAAAACGCAGUCUAUUGACUUUACUCCACACGAGUUCAUCACAGCUCUUAUCACGGACCUUGGUGUUUUAACGCCGUCCGCUGUGUCGGAGGAAUUAAUUAAGAUGUGGUAUGACUAA